Molecule: messenger RNA, 3903 nt
Organism: Anguilla anguilla (European eel)
Lineage: Eukaryota; Metazoa; Chordata; Actinopteri; Anguilliformes; Anguillidae
Gene: mbtps1
Product: membrane-bound transcription factor peptidase, site 1
Exons: 23
Coding region: 619-3804 (1061 amino acids)
Biological process (GO): proteolysis
Cellular component (GO): Golgi apparatus
Molecular function (GO): serine-type endopeptidase activity
Source: RefSeq, a predicted model, not a curated record
CUCGUGAAAGUGGACCAGAAAAUGCUGCAAUGUUGAUAAAUCGUUAGUGUUGAGGCAGUAGCUUCUAGCUAGCUGAAGUCAUUUUGGUCUGAAAUGUGCUGCUGGGGUCAUUAAAACGCAUGAAACUAGUAAUAGAAAUUGGGCAAGGCCGUUAACUUAUCCUUUCUUACGCGAGAAAAUCUGCAUCUGUUGUGACAACGAAUUAAGGAAGUGCCAGGGCUGUGCGGAAGAGGUGCGCCUCCCCCUCCCGACCCCCCCGACUGUGACCUCCCCUCUCUCCUGCGCAUGGAUAUGGACCCCGCCGCGCCCCGUUUCCCUGCAUGACAGGCCAGCGCCCCCCAAUCCGUCCCCAAGAUGGAGAGAAAACGGAGAAAGAAAUGAACGACACCGGGCCCCGUGUGACCAAGGCUUCUGCAGAGAGGACUGCGCGCCCCCCGACCCCCAGCUUUUCCCUUUGAACCCCAUGCUACCGCGUCCGCCGUUUUUCAGCUGCUGUUGUCAUUUACCGCGGUGAGCAGCUCCCCCUGGUGGCCGGGAGGAGCUAAGGGCCUGCAUUUCCGCCUCUUCCCCCGAAGGACCCAGAGUUGGCUCUGUGGGGGGGGCGGUCUCUCCAGCACCAUGUUUCUGGUGAACGUCUGGACUUCCAUGCUGGUGGUCCUGCUCUGCCGGGGCCUUCCGCUUGUGGAUACAGUUCCUGGGGAUGCAAACUCUUCCAGCUCCCCCACCCCCUCCACCCCAGCGGAGCCCCCCUGUGAUAACUGCUCCCAGGUCACCCUCAAAGUGGAGUUUUCCACUAGCAUCGUAAACCAUGAGUACAUCGUGGUGUUCAACGGCUACUUUAGCGCCAAGGCGCGCGGGCACUUCAUUGGCAGUGCCCUGCGGAGCUCGGAGGCGCUGGGCUGGCGCAUCGUGCCGCGGGACAACCCGGCCAGCGACUACCCCAGCGACUUCGAGGUGGUGCAGAUCCGGCAGGCCUCCCGCCAAGGCCUGCUCGCCCUGGAGGACCACCCCUACAUCAAGAGGGUCACGCCCCAGCGCCGCGUGCUCCGCAGCCUCAAGUACAGCGAUGCCCCCUGUAACGAGUCGCGCUGGUCUCAGAAGUGGCAGUCGUCGCGGCCGCUGCGCAGGGCCAGCCUGUCGCUGGGCUCGGGCUUCUGGCACGCCACGGGCCGCCACUCCAGCCGCCGCCUCCUGAGGGCCAUCCCCCGACACGUGGCCCAGAUCCUGCAGGCCGACGUGCUCUGGCAGAUGGGCCAUACCGGCUCUGGUGUGAAAGUGGCCGUGUUCGACACGGGACUGAGUGAGAAGCACCCGCACUUCAAGAACGUGAAAGAGAGAACCAACUGGACCAACGAGAAGACUCUGGACGACGGGCUGGGCCACGGGACCUUCGUGGCGGGGGUCAUCGCCAGCAUGAGGGAGUGCCACGGCUUCGCCCCCGAUUCGGAGCUGCACAUCUUCAGAGUGUUCACCAACAACCAGGUGUCUUAUACUUCCUGGUUUCUGGACGCCUUCAACUACGCGAUCCUGAAGAAGAUGGACGUGCUGAACCUCAGUAUCGGCGGGCCCGACUUCAUGGACCAUCCGUUCGUGGACAAGGUGUGGGAGCUGACUGCCAACAAAGUCAUCAUGGUCUCCGCUAUCGGAAACGACGGGCCGCUAUACGGAACCCUGAAUAACCCGGCCGAUCAGAUGGACGUGAUCGGGGUCGGUGGGAUUGAUUUCGAGGACAACAUCGCCAGGUUCUCAUCCCGGGGAAUGACCACAUGGGAGUUGCCGGGGGGAUAUGGGCGGGUGAAGCCGGACAUCGUGACGUACGGCUCGGGCGUCCGCGGCUCCGGGAUGAAGGAGGGCUGCCGCUCGUUGUCGGGCACCAGCGUGGCCUCGCCGGUGGUUGCCGGGGCGGUCACCUUGCUGGCCAGCACGGUGCUGAACCGGGAGCUGGUGAACCCCGCCAGCAUGAAGCAGGCGCUCAUCGCUUCGGCCCGCCGCCUCCCCGGGGUCAACAUGUUCGAGCAGGGCCACGGCAAGCUGGACCUGCUGCGCGCCUACCAGAUCCUCAACAGCUACCGGCCCCAGGCCAGCCUGAGCCCCAGCUACAUCGACCUGACGGAGUGCCCGUACAUGUGGCCCUACUGCUCCCAGCCCAUCUACUACGGGGGCAUGCCCACCAUCGUCAACGUCACCAUCCUCAACGGCAUGGGCGUGACCGGCCGGAUCCUGGACAAGCCCAUCUGGCAACCGUACCUGCCCCAGAACGGCGACCACAUCGACGUGGCCAUGUCCUACUCGCCCGUCCUCUGGCCCUGGGCGGGCUACCUGGCCGUGUCCAUCUCCGUGGCCAAGAAAGCGGCAUCGUGGGAGGGCGUGGCGCAGGGUCACGUGAUGGUCACCGUGGCGUCGCCGGCCGAGAACGACUCUAAGGUGGGGGGGGAGCUCACCUCCACGGUGAAGCUGCCGGUGAAGGUGAAGAUCGUGCCGACUCCUCCGCGCAGCAAGAGGGUGCUGUGGGACCAGUACCACAACCUGCGCUACCCGCCGGGGUACUUCCCCCGGGACAACCUGCGCAUGAAGAACGACCCGCUGGACUGGAACGGAGAUCACAUCCACACCAACUUCAGGGACAUGUACCAGCACCUGAGGAGCAUGGGAUACUUUGUGGAGGUGCUGGGCGCGCCCAUUACCUGUUUCGACGCCAGUCAAUACGGCACUCUGCUGAUGGUGGACAGCGAGGAGGAGUACUUCCCCGAGGAGAUCAGCAAGCUCCGCCGCGACAUCGACAACGGCCUGUCCCUCAUCGUCUUCAGUGACUGGUACAACACGUCCGUCAUGAGGAAGGUCAAGUUCUACGACGAGAACACCAGGCAGUGGUGGAUGCCGGACACAGGGGGCGCCAACGUGCCGGCUCUGAACGACCUCAUCUCCGUGUGGGGCAUGGCCUUCAGCGACGGACUGUACGAGGGGGACUUCACCAUGGCCGACCACGACAUGUACUACGCCUCUGGCUGCAGCAUCGCCCGUUUCCCCGACGACGGCAUCGUCAUCGCCGAGACGCUGAAGGAUCAAGGUCUGGAAGUGUUGAAGCAGGAGACUGCAGUGGUGGAGAAUGUUCCCAUCCUGGGACUGUACCAAACGCCGUCUGAAGGGGGAGGCCGGAUAGCUCUCUACGGAGACUCCAACUGUAUAGACGACAGUCACAGGCAGAAAGACUGUUUCUGGCUGCUGGACGCCCUGCUGCAGUUCACCGCGUACAGCAUGACCCCCCCGAGCCUCAGCCACUCCAAGAGCAGGAUGCCCCCCCCCACGGGCACCGAGCGCCCCCUGCCAGAGAGACUGGAGGGUAAUCACCUGUACCGGUACUCCAAGGUGCUGGAGGCGUACCUGGGCGACCCCAAGCCCCGCCCGCUGCCCGCCUGCCCUCACCUGUCCUGGGCCAAACCGCAGCCCCUCAACGAGACGGCGCCCAGUAACCUGUGGAAGCACCAGAAGCUGCUGUCAGUGGACACGGACAAGGUGACCCUGCCCAACGUGAGGGCGUACCGGCCCCAGGUGCGACCCCUGUCCCCCGGAGAGAGCGGGGCCUGGGACAUCCCCGGAGGCAUCAUGCCGGGGCGGUACAACCAGGACGUGGGGCAGACCAUCCCGGUGUUCGCCUUCCUGGGGGCCAUGGUGGUGCUGGCCUUCUUCGUGGUGCAGCUCACCAAGGUGCGGAGCAAGCCCAAGCGGAGGAAGCCUCGGGUGAAGCGGCCUCUGUUCCUGCAGCAGCCCCCGCAGACGCACACGGGCAAGACCCCCACCGUCUGACCCCGCCCCCUCUGCCCCCAGGCCCCGCCCCCUGCCCCUCAGAGAGAGAGAGAGAGCUCGCCGGCCAGCUGGCCAAUAAGGGACGACCGUCUUACCUCU